GCCUCCUGCACUUCCAAAAUUCUGUUUCUCUCCCGCCAUCUUUUCUUUCAUUACAUUUUCCUCAAAUCACAACCAACAAUCUUUCAUAAUAUCAAUGGAGGAUCAAGAUCAAGAUCAAAACACAAACCUUGACAACGAACCCACAUCAGUUUCUUCUCACGGUCACAAACUCUACCAACAAAUAGAUACAUUCAUAUCUAUAUUACACGAUCAACCGGACUCAUCGUCUCCGCCUGAAAUCGUCGAACCCGUUCAAAAUUUUGCGGAUCUUUUUGAUGCUAUGCUCGCGGCGUUUGAAUCCGGAUCCAAGAGAUGUACAGUGUUCAAAACGGAUGAACCAUUAUGUUUUCUAGAAUCGGUUGAUCGAACGGCUAAGCUUAUUAAAUCUUUACGUAGAUUCGAUUCGGAUCAAAUUUACGCUGUCGCAAUCAAUAGGUUGAGCGGAAUCCAGCAGCGUGCAAUGUCAAUAAUGGAGGACGAAUUCAAGUCGAUUUUAGAUGAUUAUCAAACGUCAUAUGAUCGAGAUCAGAAAGCUAAAACCGAUGAAACGAAAACCGUACAUUUGUCCAGUUCUUCGAGCAAUGUUGAAGAUUCGUCCGAAUUGGAAUUGCCAGAUCAAGAUCAAGCCGAACCUCAGCUGGAGAAAGAUGAGUUUCUUGGAUAUUCGGAUGCGUUGAUAUCCGAUUUGAAUAAACUCGUUAACGGAUUGAUUCAAGGAGGUCAUGAGACGGAGUGUAGCGAAUUAUAUUUCUUGGUUCGAAGAAACGCUAUGGAACAAAACUUAAAAGCUAUAGAAUUUGAGAAAUUUUCGAUCGAUGAAAUGCAGAAGAUGCAGUGGGAUCUUAUAGAGAAAGAGAUUUCUUCAUGGAUAAUAAUAUUCAAACGGUUUUGCAAUUCGCUUUUGCCUAGCGAAAAGAGGCUCGCGGAUGAUGUUUUUUGGGGUCACACCGCCAUCUCUAAUCGCUUGUUUAGCAACCUAACACGGAACAUCCUCUUGUGCUUUUUGAACUUUGCGGAAGCUGUCAUGAUGACGAAACGAUCGGCUGAAAAACUGUUUAAGUUUCUAGACAUUUACGAGACGUUGCGGGACAACAUUCCAACGGUGGAGAAACUGAUCAUUUCGGGUGAGUGGUUACCCCAACUUAAAUCCUCGGCGGUAUUAAUCAGGUAUAUGCUAGGAGAGUCUAUCUUCAUGAUCUUUAUAGAACUUGAAAACUCUAUAAAAUCCGAUACUUCGAAAACACCUGUUCCUAGUGGAGCGGUACAUCCGUUAACUCGUUAUACAAUGAAUUAUCUAAACUACGCCUGCGAGUACAGCGACACAUUGGAGCAAAUAUUUAGAGAUCAUCAAGAGAUAGGAGCCGACUUUGAUGAUUUGAAAUCUCAAGAUCACCAACAUAAUUAUGAAAGUAAUGAAGCUGGAUCGGGAUCUGAAUCUGGAUCUGGAUCGCCGUUCCAAGCUCAAUUAACGAAAAUUAUGGACCAGUUAGACACGAACCUAGAAGCAAAAUCGCGAUUGUACAAAGAUCCAGCAUUAAGCUUGAUUUUCAUGAUGAACAACGGGCGGUACAUCUUGCAGAAGACAAAAGGGACCGGUGAAAUGAGGACUUUGCUAGGGGAUCCAUGGGUGAGGAAACGUUCGUCCGACUUACAAAACUACCACACGUGUUACAAGCGCGAAACAUGGACAAAUGUGUUACAAUGUUUGAGUCACGAAGGAUUAAGCGCGAAUGGGAAAGUGAAGAAGCCAGUGUUGAAAGAGCGGUUCAAGAGCUUUAAUGCUAUGUUUGAUGAGAUCCACAAGACACAAACCGCGUGGGUGGUGAGUGAUGAGCAGCUUCAGUCGGAAUUGAGGGUGUCGAUAUCUGCAAUUGUUAUACCUGCCUAUCGGUCGUUUAUGGGGAGGUUUAGUCAGGUGUUUACACCGGGAAGACAAACGGAAAAGUAUAUAAAGUAUCAACCGGAAGAUGUAGAGACUUGUAUUGAAGAGUUGUUUGAUGGGAAUGCAGCUCAACAAGGGAAAAAGAGAUAAUAAUGUAUAUGCAUAUGCAAAUAUCAAUGUUAAUAAAUCAAGAAACAUUCAUGUAAAGAAGCUGCAAAUUAAUGAGGUUUUGUUAUAUAUAUAUUUGUGCAUAA
Molecule: messenger RNA, 2136 nt
Organism: Helianthus annuus (common sunflower)
Lineage: Eukaryota; Viridiplantae; Streptophyta; Magnoliopsida; Asterales; Asteraceae
Product: exocyst complex component EXO70B1
Exons: 1
Coding region: 95-2032 (645 amino acids)
Biological process (GO): exocytosis
Cellular component (GO): exocyst
Molecular function (GO): phosphatidylinositol-4,5-bisphosphate binding
Source: RefSeq, a predicted model, not a curated record